CGGACUCUACAAAGAACACUCUCGCUCCUAUAUAUAUAUAUAUAAUCAAAGCUUCGGUCCCUAAAACCAAAGCUUUCCUUCUCUCUCUAUAAUUCGUCGUCGUUUUGGUAUUUUCCAGCCAUGGCCGCCUGUGCUAGCUUCGUCAAGCUCAACGCUUCAUCAUCCAACUGGAUCGGUCAACAGUCCUUCGCUCAGCCACGUGGAUCAUCCUCAUCUCGUCUCACCAGGAGCCGAGUCGCCCUCCCGAUCCGCGCCGGGGCUUACACCGAUGAACUCGUUAAAACCGCUAAAACAAUUGCAUCCCCUGGUCGUGGUAUCCUUGCUAUUGAUGAGUCCAAUGCUACUUGUGGAAAGAGAUUAGCAUCCAUAGGCUUGGACAACACAGAGGUCAACCGUCAAGCUUACAGGCAACUCCUGUUAACUACCCCCGGCCUCGGUGAAUACAUCUCCGGUUCGAUUCUCUUCGAGGAAACACUUUACCAGUCCACAACAGAUGGAAAGAAGUUUGUUGAUUGUUUGAAGGAUGAGAAUAUUGUCCCUGGGAUCAAAGUUGAUAAGGGUUUGGUUCCAUUGCCCGGGUCGAACAAUGAGUCUUGGUGCCAAGGUUUAGAUGGGUUGGCUUCAAGAUCUGCUGAGUACUACAAGCAGGGUGCUCGAUUUGCUAAAUGGCGAACCGUUGUUAGCAUUCCUUGUGGUCCUUCUGCUCUAGCUGUGAAGGAAGCUGCUUGGGGACUCGCCCGCUAUGCUGCUAUUUCUCAGGACAAUGGUCUUGUGCCCAUUGUUGAGCCUGAGAUUCUUCUCGACGGUGACCACCCAAUUGAGAGGACCUUAGAAGUGGCUGAGAAGGUCUGGUCUGAAGUUUUCUUCUACUUGGCCCAAAACAACGUGGUCUUUGAAGGAAUUCUUCUUAAGCCCAGCAUGGUUACCCCCGGUGCUGAGCACAAGAAUAAGGCUGACCCCGAGACAAUCGCCAAAUACACUCUCACAAUGCUUAAGAGGAGAGUUCCUCCAGCUGUUCCAGGAAUCAUGUUCUUGUCUGGAGGCCAAUCUGAAGCCGAAGCAACCUUAAACUUGAACGCUAUGAACCAGAGCCCUAACCCAUGGCACGUAUCCUUCUCAUACGCUCGUGCCCUCCAAAACUCUGUCCUAAAGACAUGGCAAGGACGCCCCGAGAAUGUCACAGCUGCACAAACAUCAUUGUUGAUCCGUGCAAAGGCGAACUCGUUGGCUCAGCUCGGUAGGUACUCAGCCGAGGGUGAAAGCGAGGAGGCCAAGAAGGGAAUGUUCGUCAAGGGCUACACCUACUAAAGAGUCACUCAAAGAACAACCGGUGGCCACUUUCGUGCUUAAUUGGCAUUUGAAAGCGUUUUCGUUGCCUCGUUUUUUUUUUCGAAUUUUCGGUUUUGUAAUCUUUGGUUAGUUAUUAUUAUUAUUUGAUUUAGUGGAAAGACUUACCAUUAUUGUUAGAUAAUAAGCCUUUCCUUUUCUUCUUCACUGCAGCUUCUGUUUUAUUUUGAGUUUAUUUAUAAUAGUGUUUGAAUAAUACCAGUGAGCAAGGAAAUGUUUUUUUGUGAACAGUAAAAGAUAGAAUGAAGCAAAGAAGAGUAUAUGAGAACUCAUUUUAUCUUAA
This is a messenger RNA of Cannabis sativa, 1630 nucleotides long. RefSeq names its product fructose-bisphosphate aldolase 3, chloroplastic. The record is from RefSeq and is a predicted model, not a curated record. Gene Ontology annotation, biological process: fructose 1,6-bisphosphate metabolic process; glycolytic process. Gene Ontology annotation, cellular component: cytosol. The transcript has 6 exons. Bases 121 to 1308 code for a protein of 395 amino acids. NCBI's taxonomy places the organism in Eukaryota, Viridiplantae, Streptophyta, Magnoliopsida, Rosales, Cannabaceae. Gene Ontology annotation, molecular function: fructose-bisphosphate aldolase activity.